AUGGAGGUGGUGUCUGUGGCCUGCUGUCUCCUAGUGAGAGUCUCCAGCCUGAUGCCCGCCUGCUGUGCCCUGUGUCCGCACAGCGCUCCGGCAGAGACUGCUCAGUCCUCGUUCACCCGCCUCAGCAGCUCCCACACACCAGGGGGUCGCAGCAGCAGCUGUGCGCCCCGUCACUUCUCACUUACAGUGUUGUGUAUCUUCUCUCUCUCGGGCCCCUGCACUGCUCCUCUGGACUCCCCCGCCUCACGCUCCAGUCUCCUCGCACCUGGGUCUUGA
Knipowitschia caucasica is the source of this 276-nucleotide messenger RNA. NCBI's taxonomy places the organism in Eukaryota, Metazoa, Chordata, Actinopteri, Gobiiformes, Gobiidae. The record is from the annotation of a GenBank genome assembly.